AUGCUUCACGCAACAGAGCUUACUGAUGAAGAUAUUUCGGCGAUUCCACAAGAUAAGCUGGUCAAAAUCCUUAACGCCCAAAUUGAUGGUGCCAGAAGUGAGCUUCAGUCUUUGUAUUCAUCAUUAGAAGAAGAAAAAUUAUCAGUAACAGAGUUAGAAUACAAACACAGAGAAUUAGAAGCAAUAUUAAAUGAUGAGAAAAAGAAAUUGCAAUUUAAAGAGAAAAGUAAACAAACAGUAAAUAAACAAUUAAUCGAUCUUCGCGGCAAGAUAUCAGAACAAGAGUCUAAAAUAAAGCAUUUCAAAGGAGGAUCUGAAGGUGAUACCAUAAAAGCUUCAGAAAUCGAAAAAUUACAAAGUCAAUUAGAAAAAGAAGCCGGUAACGUACUUAAAUACCAAGCACUUAUCGAAAAAAGUCGAAAUGAACUGGCUGCAAUUGAUUCUCAGUUUGCAAACGAACUCGAUGCAAUACAAUACGAAAUUAAACUUACAAACGACGAAAAGAAUAAAAUAAUAGAUCUAAUCGAGUUACAUAUGCAAAGACUUUCGUUAAUGAAACAAAGAAACGAAGCAUGUCUUAAAUCCGUUGUUUCACACUCUUUGGAUUCCCAACUGACGGCUACAUUGGAAGAAUUUGCCAAUUAA
Messenger RNA from Trichomonas vaginalis G3, 645 nucleotides. RefSeq lists its product as uncharacterized. The transcript has a single exon. The record is from RefSeq and is a predicted model, not a curated record. Bases 1 to 645 code for a protein of 214 amino acids. NCBI's taxonomy places the organism in Eukaryota, Parabasalia, Trichomonadida, Trichomonadidae.